AUGAGCGGCUUGAAUGGAGAUGAUCCUGACGACUAUUACUUAAAUGCUAACCAAGAUGAAGAGUCUCUGCUUAGAUCAAGACAUAGUGUCGGCUCAGGAGCACCUCACAGACAAAAUUCUUUGGUGCGGCCUGAAAGAAGUCGGCUGAACAAUCCUGAUAAUCCACAUUUUUAUUAUGCACAGAAAACGCAAGAGCAGAUGAAUCAUUUGGAUGUUUUACCAUCAAGUACCGGUGUGAACCCAAAUGCAGCUCGUCGAAGUGGCUCAUUGCGCUCCAAAGGAUCGGUAAGAAGUAAAGUAAGUGGCCCUGAAACGGAUGGCUAUCUUUUACAGGACAUGAAUACUACUGACAAGAAGGAUUCCGUCAAAGUAAGCAAUGAAGGUGUUGCCGAAGAAGAAUUUGACAAAGACGGCACUGAAUUUGAUGCGGAUAAUUUCGAAGAAAGUUCCGUGCAGCCUAUAAGUAGGCCUAUUAAGCCAUUAAGAAAAGAAAGGAAUGACACGCUAUCAUUUUGGCAGAUGUAUUGUUAUUUCAUUACAUUUUGGGCUCCAGCUCCGAUCCUUGCGUUUUGCGGAAUGCCUAAAAAGGAAAGACAGAUGGCGUGGAGGGAAAAGGUCGCCUUGAUUUCUGUCAUCUUAUAUAUUGGUGCGAUUGUGGCUUAUUUGACUUUUGGCUUUACCAAAACUGUUUGUAGCAGUUCCAAACUACGUUUGAAAAACAACGAGGUGUCAACAGAAUUUGUUGUCAUUAAUGGUAAGGCAUAUGAAUUGGAUACAUCCUCACGUUCUGGAAUACAAGACGUCGAAGUGGAUUCGAACACCCUUUAUGGGCCCUGGUCGGAUGCUGGUAAAGAUGCUUCGUUCUUGUUUCAAAAUGUGAAUGGUAACUGUCACAACCUUAUAACUCCGAAAGCCAACUCCUCUAUUCCUCAUAAUGAUGAUAAUGAUUUAGCAUGGUAUUUUCCAUGUAAGUUAAAAAAUCAAGAUGGCUCUUCAAAGCCGAAUUUCACCGUUGAGAAUUACGCAGGAUGGAACUGCCAUACUGCUAAAGAUGAUAGGGAUGCGUUUUAUGGUUUAAAGGCGAAGGCAGAUGUUUACUUCACCUGGGACGGUAUAAAGAACUCCUCUAGGAACUUGAUUGUUUACAAUGGUGACGUUUUAGAUUUGGAUCUGCUCGACUGGUUAGAAAAAGAUGAAGUUGACUACCCUGUUGUAUUCGAUGACUUGAAAACUUCAAACUUACAGGGUUAUGAUCUCUCAUUGGUUUUGUCCAAUGGACAUGAGAGAAAAAUUGCGAGAUGUUUAAGCGAAAUUAUCAAAGUUGGUGAAGUAGAUUCUAAAACUGUCGGUUGUAUUGCAUCUGAUGUUGUCCUGUAUGUCUCUCUGGUAUUUAUUCUUUCUGUGGUGAUAACUAAAUUCUUGAUCGCCUGCUAUUUCCGUUGGACAGUGGCUAGGAAACAAGGGGCGUAUAUUGUGGACAAUAAGACAAUGGAUAAGCACACUAACGAUAUCGAAGAUUGGUCAAAAAAUAUUCAAACAAAGGCUCCUCUAAAGGAGGUGGAUCCCCAUUUGAGACCAAAAAAAUACUUAAAAAAGCCAUUGGGACACAAGCGUACUUCAACUUUUGAUUUGCUGAAAAAACACAGCUCUAAAAUGCUCCAAUUGAAUGAAUCUGUGAUAGAUCUGGACACCUCUUUAAGUAAUUCAUUACAAUCAUCUGGUUCAUACAGAGGAAUGACAACAAUGACUACCCAAAAUGCUUGGAAACUGUCCAAUGAAAACAAAGCCAUACAUUCCCGUAAUCCUUCUACUCUCUUACCCACCUCUUCUAUGUUUUGGAACAAAGCUACCUCUUCUCCUGUACCAGGAUCGUCAUUAAUCCAAAGUCUUGACUCCACGAUUAUACAUCCGGAUAUCGUUCAACAGCCACCACUGGACUUCAUGCCAUACGGAUUCCCAUUGAUUCAUACCAUUUGUUUCGUUACCUGUUACUCGGAGGAUGAAGAGGGUUUAAGAACGACACUAGAUUCUCUUUCCACUACAGAUUAUCCAAAUUCUCAUAAAUUAUUGAUGGUUGUAUGUGACGGUUUGAUUAAGGGCUCAGGUAACGACAAGACCACCCCGGAGAUAGCGUUAGGAAUGAUGGACGAUUUUGUCACCCCACCAGAUGAAGUCAAACCUUAUUCUUAUGUAGCUGUUGCUUCCGGUUCUAAGAGACAUAAUAUGGCGAAAAUAUAUGCGGGUUUUUACAAAUAUGAUGAUUCUACUGUUCCUCCAGAAAAUCAGCAACGUGUUCCAAUAAUUACGAUUGUGAAGUGUGGUACUCCUGCAGAACAAGGUGCCGCUAAACCUGGUAAUAGAGGGAAGCGUGAUUCUCAAAUCAUUCUCAUGUCCUUUUUAGAGAAAAUAACGUUUGAUGAAAGAAUGACUCAAUUGGAAUUCCAGCUUUUAAAAAAUAUCUGGCAGAUUACAGGGUUAAUGGCAGACUUUUACGAAACGGUACUUAUGGUCGAUGCUGAUACUAAAGUUUUCCCCGAUGCUUUAACUCAUAUGGUUGCUGAAAUGGUUAAAGAUCCUUUAAUCAUGGGUCUUUGUGGUGAGACAAAGAUCGCUAAUAAGGCGCAGUCUUGGGUAACUGCAAUUCAAGUUUUUGAGUAUUAUAUUUCGCAUCAUCAAGCUAAAGCUUUUGAAUCUGUAUUUGGUUCAGUUACUUGUUUACCAGGAUGUUUCUCGAUGUAUCGUAUAAAAUCACCCAAGGGUUCGGAUGGUUACUGGGUACCUGUAUUGGCAAACCCAGAUAUUGUUGAGAGAUAUUCUGAUAAUGUUACCAACACUUUGCAUAAAAAAAACCUAUUGUUACUAGGUGAAGAUAGAUUUUUAUCUUCUUUGAUGUUGAAGACGUUUCCUAAGAGAAAGCAAGUUUUUGUUCCAAAAGCCGCCUGUAAAACCAUUGCUCCUGAUAAAUUCAAAGUCUUACUUUCUCAACGUCGAAGAUGGAUCAAUUCUACAGUGCAUAACCUUUUUGAAUUGGUUUUAAUUAAAGAUUUGUGCGGUACCUUCUGUUUCUCCAUGCAAUUUGUGAUCGGUAUCGAAUUGAUUGGUACUAUGGUGUUGCCCUUAGCCAUUUGCUUUACUAUUUAUGUAAUUAUUUUUGCCAUUGUGUCAAAACCUACACCUGUAAUCACUUUAGUUUUGCUGGCAAUUAUACUUGGUUUGCCUGGCUUAAUCGUUGUUGUAACUGCUACAAGAUGGUCAUACCUGUGGUGGAUGUGCGUGUAUAUUUGUGCUUUACCCAUUUGGAAUUUUGUGCUACCCUCAUACGCAUACUGGAAAUUUGAUGACUUUUCAUGGGGUGAUACAAGAACCAUUGCUGGUGGCAACAAAAAGGCACAAGAUGAGAAUGAAGGUGAGUUUGAUCAUUCGAAGAUUAAAAUGAGGACUUGGAGGGAAUUUGAAAGGGAAGAAAUUCUUAAUCGAAAGGAGGAAACAGGCUCCUUGGUUGCAUAG
This is a messenger RNA of Saccharomyces mikatae IFO 1815, 3507 nucleotides long. It is a transcript of the gene CHS3, whose product is annotated as chitin synthase CHS3. Gene Ontology annotation, cellular component: cell septum; cell periphery. The record is from RefSeq and is a predicted model, not a curated record. NCBI's taxonomy places the organism in Eukaryota, Fungi, Ascomycota, Saccharomycetes, Saccharomycetales, Saccharomycetaceae. Gene Ontology annotation, molecular function: chitin synthase activity. The transcript has a single exon. The coding region runs from base 1 to 3507 and encodes 1168 amino acids.